Molecule: messenger RNA, 516 nt
Organism: Racocetra persica
Lineage: Eukaryota; Fungi; Glomeromycota; Glomeromycetes; Diversisporales; Gigasporaceae
Source: the annotation of a GenBank genome assembly
AUGAAACUCAAAAGACAGGAUACAGAUUUUCAAGAGUUAAUGUUAAUUCAACUAGGAAAAAAAGAAAUAGCAAACUUAAAGCCUAAUGUUAGGCAAUUUUAUGAAUACAUUAGAGCUAUGCUCUUUUCUUCUUAUUAUAAGGAUGCACUAAUUGACCCUGUUUCAGAUUUCUAUAAAAAAUUUGAAGAAAAAAAAGCCUGUAUUAUCAAUGCUGUUACUGGAGCAGGCAAAAAUACUACUAUGAUAGCAUCCUUAUUAGGGUUUUAUAGGCAUUCUCAAUACAAAGAGAUUAUUUAUAUUAGAGAUGAUGAUAUAACUUUAAUAAAUAAUGUCCCUUGGUUGGAAAAAAAGCAUCCUAACGAAGUUAAUCCAUCACAAGUGCCUAAAAUGCUUAUUACAAUAACUAAAAUUGCUGAGAUAGAGUCAGUAAUCCAAGCUAUAGUAUUGUUAAAUUAUCUCAUGCAACUAUUUUAUAGUAGCAACACUCUUCUAAAUCCAACUUUGAGUAAUAUUUAA